Messenger RNA from Rhodamnia argentea, 573 nucleotides. Its product is annotated as G-type lectin S-receptor-like serine/threonine-protein kinase At4g03230. Bases 1 to 573 code for a protein of 190 amino acids. The transcript is spliced from 3 exons. The record is from RefSeq and is a predicted model, not a curated record. Gene Ontology annotation, biological process: protein phosphorylation. Lineage: Eukaryota; Viridiplantae; Streptophyta; Magnoliopsida; Myrtales; Myrtaceae. Gene Ontology annotation, molecular function: protein kinase activity.
AUGUCACCGGAGUAUGCAAUGGGAGGUAUAUUUUCAAUAAAAUCCGACGUCUAUAGCUUCAGAGUUUUGCUGUUGGAGAUCAUCAGUGGCAAAAGGAACAGUGCACAUUACCAUGAAAAUCCUUCUUCCAGUUUGGUAGGCCAUGUAUGGGAGCUAUGGAAGGAAGGAAACUGCGCCGGCAUUGUCGACAAGUCGAUGGUUGAUUCAUGCUCCGAAGAGGAGGCCUUGAGCGGCGUUCCAGUCGCCACCGACGCCCACCACCACCACCAAGCCACCCCUCAGGACCCCCUCGACCGUCGCCAACCGCCCGUCACCGCCGCAGCUCGCUGGAGAGCCGGAAAACCAGAAGCUCAGCCCGGUUCCCCUGUUUUGGGGCCGGUUCUGUGUGAGCUCAAGCUCGCCGGUUCCGCCGCCUCCAGCUCCUGUCUCCGGCCACCUGCAACCUCCUCAGACACCGUUGGACGUGUUCCAGCCGCCGCCGCACUCAAUCCCGCCGGCCACCGCCCCAAACGACCAAAAAACAGAACCGGAAUACCCUCCCCUGCUGCUGUACAGUGCAGUUUUAAAGACUGA